AAAUCCAGCUUCCACCCCGUUCGGUCUUCCUCCCUGCCAGAGGCCAUGUUCUCCCGGCAGUUCAUCAACCUGGUGGUGAAGGAUUUUCGAGUCGGCGGCUCGUAUUGGCUUAGCCGCUUGAUGCCCGAGGAGAAUAUCUGCGUCAAGGCCAACGCUAAUGGUGACCAGGACUCUCUCUACGCCAUCAACAGGGCCUACCCCAGCGAAUUUGAGGCUCUUGUCCAUUGCAACCCAUAUGGGCUUGGGAGGCGUGAUGAAAAUAAGGCUUGGCACUGGCGGAAGCUCCCGCUGCCGCCCUACCUUGACCAUCCAGACUGCGAAGACCGCACCAUCCAGUCAUACACGCUGCUUGAAGACGGCAAGACCAUCUGCUUCUCUUCAGUCCGUGACAAAGGUGGCUUUGGCACCUACUUCUUCGACACGUCCAACCACCAGUGGGCCAAGGCAGGCGGCUGGGUGCUGCCCUUCUAUGGUCGUGCUCUGCAAGUCCCAGAGCUCCAUGGCCUCUGGUUUGGCAUCGGUGACAACCAGCAUGAGCUCUGUGCCGCUGACCUAUCUUCUCUAGACUGUGCUCCCGAGGUGCUGCACAGGUGGCAAAGCUCCAACCCUCCCAAACACUGGCUCUUGAUUGGUAGCAGCAUGGUGUACCUGGGGGCCAACAGGUUUUGCGUGGCCAAAACCUUUGGCGUUUAUAGCAAACCCCAGAAGCAUGAUGAAGAACUAGCACCUCAUACGGCUGCUAUCCUCACUGGCGUGGAGAUUGUGAAUGGAGAAGCAAAUAAAGGCAAGCUGCGCAUGGUCGAGCACAAGAGCAGAACAUACAUCUUUGAGCGCUGUGGCAUUAUGUCUGUGUUCUAGCUGUCUGCUUCUAUCCUCAUCAGUGUGGAGACUGUGAACGGGGGAAAAAGAAAACAAAGACUUGCUGACCGUAUGGUCGAGCACAAGAGCAGAACUUACAUCUUUGAGCGCUGUGGCAUUGUGUCUGUGCUAUAACUGUCUGCUUCUAUCCUCGUCAGUGUGGAGAUCGUGAAAGGAGGAGAAAAUAAAGACUUGCUGAACGGAUGGUCAAGCACAAGAGCAAGAACCUGCAUCUUCGAAUGUAGCAUUGAGUCUGUCCUCUAAUCGUCUGUCCUUUGUUUAGUUUCAACACUGAAGUUGUUACAGCAGCUUCAGCUUUGUAGCAGCUUGUCCCCCAAUAUAUCUGUAUCACUCCGUAUGUUAUCCUGGUAGGAAGGUUAAAGUUCCACCUCCAUCAAUGUAAUAUGAAACUUUCUUCUAGUAGUAUUUAUCAUGAUUUUUCUUUUACAUCUUCAUAAAUGUUAGUAUAUCAUCGCUGUAACUUGAAAAUUUUAUAAAGAGUCUGUCCACCAUGUAUUAUCA
Messenger RNA from Triticum aestivum (bread wheat), 1380 nucleotides. RefSeq lists its product as uncharacterized. The record is from RefSeq and is a predicted model, not a curated record. The transcript is spliced from 2 exons. NCBI's taxonomy places the organism in Eukaryota, Viridiplantae, Streptophyta, Magnoliopsida, Poales, Poaceae. The coding region runs from base 46 to 858 and encodes 270 amino acids.